UGAUUCCUCGUGUUUGAUUCGUUGUUAGUGUCUCGCCGAGUCCCAACCUCGAUUGAGCUUGCCCGCGUAUUCGCGGAGUACAUACAUACGUGCGCGACGAGUGCCACGUGUACAUACCCACCGUCUAGUGUGUUUAUCGUGGCCCUCGCCGGCCCCUCGCUCGAUCACGAUCACCAGUGGCCGCUAAUGUGUCGCCGGUAAGGUGCCCGGUCCCGUUGAGUCUCCGCGCAGCGUAUCAAAUCUCUGGUUCACGAUGAGAUACAAACUCCACGUCGCACUGAUCCUUCUUUCCGUUUUAAGCUAUGUCGUCUGUCAAUACAGAACGAAAAACAAUCAAGGCACCUCUUUGGCAGAGCGCGUGCAGCAACUGACUGAGAUGGCUAUGAAGAAAUCGGUACUGAAAUUCAAUGGUUCGAAAUUUAAACAGUACAUUAAAGCUCCUCCGAGGAAUUAUUCUGUUAUAGUUAUGUUUACCGCCAUGGCGCCUCAAAGGCAAUGUCAGAUUUGCAGGCAUGCCAACGACGAAUUUACAAUAGUGGCUAAUUCCUUCCGAUAUUCCCCAUUGUACUCUAACAAGUUGUUCUUCGCUUCUAUCGAUUUUGACGAAGGAUCCGACGUUUUUCGGUUGAUGAAGUUGAAUACUGCGCCAGUAUAUAUGCAUUUUCCACCCAAAGGUAAACCAAAAGCUGCCGAUACUAUGGAUAUCCAGCGAGUAGGAUUUGGUGCGGAAGCAAUAGCGAAAUGGAUUGGUGAACGCACAGAUAUUCAGAUCAGAGUAUUUAGACCACCAAAUUAUUCUGGUACAGUAGGAUUAGGCAUGCUCAUAGUUAUUGUAGGAGGUGGUCUGUAUCUCAGACGUAACAACUUAGAUUUCAUUUACAACAAAAAUCUGUGGGGAUUCUGCGCUUUGUUCUUCGCCAUAAAUAUGACUUCUGGACAAAUGUGGAAUCAUAUCAGAGGACCACCUUUUUUUCAUAAAUCACCAAAUGGCAAUGUAGCUUAUAUUCAUGGAUCUUCUCAAGGACAGUUUAUAGUGGAAACCUAUAUUGUUAUGGUCAUGAAUGGAGCAGUGGUAUUAGGAAUGAUUUUAAUGACUGAAGCUGCAGCUCGUAAAGGAGACAUUAAGAAGCGCAAAAUACUAGCUGUGAUAGGUGCGGGAUUAGUCGCAAUUUUCUUUAGUCUUCUUCUAUCAAUAUUUAGAAACAAAGCUCAAGGCUAUCCAUAUAGUUUACUGUUCAAGUAAUUAAAUAGGUGUAGAAAAAACAUCUUCAUGAGUUCUUCAUUUGAGUAAAAAAUAUUUGGCAGUUUGAUAUAAAACUAGGAUUUUUUUUACAAAUGAAGAGUAAAGAGUUAU
Molecule: messenger RNA, 1354 nt
Organism: Temnothorax curvispinosus
Lineage: Eukaryota; Metazoa; Arthropoda; Insecta; Hymenoptera; Formicidae
Gene: Ostgamma
Product: tumor suppressor candidate 3
Exons: 8
Coding region: 254-1243 (329 amino acids)
Cellular component (GO): oligosaccharyltransferase complex
Source: RefSeq, a predicted model, not a curated record